CAACAUGGCGCUGCCCAUUGUUGGAUUAAUAUACAUUAUUUGGUCUGCUAUUAAGAUUUACACACUAGGAUUUUUCGCGUUGUUGCGUCAGAUAAUUCAGAAACACAAAGCAGCAGAAGUGAAGUUGCAUACAGGGAAGGUUGCCUUGGUAACUGGUGGAACAUGUGGCAUUGGAUUUCAUGUUUCCAUGGGUCUUGUGUCCAAAAAUGUUCACGUAGUUAUGGCUGGUCACAGCAUUCAGAAAGGAGAAGAUGCUAUUACAAGAAUAAGAGAAGAAUACCCAAAUGCAAAAGUUGACUUUUUACAUCUGGAUCUCUCCUCACUCAAAUCUGUACAGACUUUUGUUGCCAAAAUAAAAGCACGAGGUCUCAAAGUUCAUGUUCUGGUCAAUAAUGCUGGCAUAAUGUUUGCUCCUUACAAAGAAACAGUUGAUGAGCUGGAGAGUCAUUUUCAAGUGAACUACUUAAGCCACCUUUAUCUGACACAGGCUCUGAUAGGCAUUCUGGAGGAUUCAGCCACAGAGGAUUGCUACGCCCGUGUCAUCAAUGUGUCAUCUAUAGUCCACAAUGUAGGAUCACUCAGUCUUCAGAGUAUUGGGAAAAGGUGCUCACAUUGCUGGGAAUAUUCCCCUCAUGCUGCAUACGCUAACUCAAAGCUGUACAUAACUCUCUCCACCUGGUAUCUAAGUGAAUUGUUCAGGCAGGAGAACCAGAGAGUUACAGUGAAUGCUGUCCACCCUGGGAUAGUUAACACCGACCUCUACAAGCAUGUCCAUCCCUCCAUCAAAUGGUUUCUGAACUUAUUAGCACAUUUUACUUAUCUGACCCCCUCUGAGGGAGCAGACACUAUUCUGUAUCUAGCAUUGUCACCUGAUGUGGAGAGGGAGUCUGGAUGGUAUUAUGACAAUUGUCAGAAGCAUAAAACAUGUCAGCUGUCCUAUAGUGAAAAAGACAUUAAAGAAAUGUUCACCAUUUCAACAGACAUUAUUAACAGCAAAAUUAGGUAGUAUAACAGAGUUCAUUGUAAAUGUUUAAAUAGUGUUUGUCUUUGUUUAUCUGUGCAUCAGAAAAAUAUCUGUGCAUUUUAAAUUGUUGAUUAUUUUAAAUAAAUUACAUGUUUUUAUUAACUAGCUUAAUCUUUAAUGUGUUUGGAGUCUCAGGCGUAUGUUACAUGUAAUGUAAAAUUAGCAGACUGAGCAUGUCACACACAAUAAGGACACACAUUAAUGUGCUUAUUUACAAUAUAGUUAGCAUGAUUUUAAAUAGUAGAAUCAUGUUAUAUUAGAACUUAAAAAUACAUUACAAAAACACAUUCACAAUAUUUUUUUUGAGACCCUUGGACCAGA
This is a messenger RNA of Magallana angulata, 1345 nucleotides long. RefSeq names its product dehydrogenase/reductase SDR family member on chromosome X-like. The record is from RefSeq and is a predicted model, not a curated record. The transcript has 7 exons. Lineage: Eukaryota; Metazoa; Mollusca; Bivalvia; Ostreida; Ostreidae. The coding region runs from base 5 to 1006 and encodes 333 amino acids.